AUGAGCGACAGCGAGAGCGAGUACGACGUCGAGGAGGAAGAGAUCGAUGAGUCGGAGUUCACGUGUGAGAACCGCGCGCGCGCGAUGAAACAGCCGGAUGUGGUGACGAAGUAUAAGAUUGCGGCGGAUUGCGCCAACGCGGCGCUCAAGGUCGCGACGGACGCGUGCGUCGUCGGCGCGAAAAUCGUCGACUGUUGUCAGGCUGGGGACGAUUCCUUGGAGAAGGAGACGGCGAAGUAUUACAACAAGAAGGAUAAGGAUGGGAAUAAGGUCGAGAAGGGCGUGGCGUUUCCCACGUGCGUGAGCGUGAAUAACCAGGUGUGUCACGCGUCGCCGAACGCCGACUGCGACGCCGUCCUCAAGGAGGGUGAUUGCGUCAAGAUUGAUCUCGGUGCGCACAUCGAUGGAUACGUCGCGACUUCUGCGCACACGUUUGUGAUCGGUCAAGAUAAAAUCACGGGUCAAGUCGCGGACGUGAUGAAGGCGUGCGAGUUGGCGAGCGAAAUCGUCAUUCGUAAGCUCCGCCCCGGGGCUUCCACCGCCGACAUCUCGGAGACGAUUGAAAACGUCGCCAAGGAUUUCGGCGUGAACGUGGUCGAGGGUGUGAUGACGCAUAAUAUGAAGCGCUUCAUCAUCGACGGAAACAAGGUCAUUUUGAACAAGCAAACGCCGGAGAUGAAGGCGGAACCGACGGAGAUUGAAAUGUACGAGACGUACGCGCUCGACAUCGUCAUGUCCUCGGGCGAGGGGAAACCGAAACAAAGAGACGAGAGAGAGACGAGAGUUUACAAGCGCGCGAUCGAGAAGAACUAUCAACUCAAGAUGGCGAACUCGCGAGCGGUGUUCUCAGAGAUCUCCAAGCGAUUCCCCACGAUGCCCUUCACCGCUCGGGCGCUGCAGGAGAAGCGCGUCAACUUUGGUCUCGUCGAGUGCUGUAACCACGGUCUUUUGCACUCCUACCCGGUGCUGUACGAAAAGGACGGCUCCGCUGUGGCGCAUAUCAAGAGCACGUUCUUGGUGUUGAAGAAUGGGAACGACCGAAUCACCACCUUUGCGCCGCAAGCGGUGGAGUCGGACAAGAAGCUUAGCGACACGGCGCUUUACGACCUGAUCGCGCAGCCGCUGAAACCGCCGAAGAAGCCCAAGGCUAAGAAGUAG
Messenger RNA from Ostreococcus tauri, 1158 nucleotides. Its product is annotated as Peptidase M24, methionine aminopeptidase. Bases 1 to 1158 code for a protein of 385 amino acids. Lineage: Eukaryota; Viridiplantae; Chlorophyta; Mamiellophyceae; Mamiellales; Bathycoccaceae. The record is from RefSeq and is a predicted model, not a curated record. The transcript has 2 exons.